AUGACAACUACUACGCAAACUUUCUUCAACCUGCCCGCGAGAGAGGGCAGCGACUCCGGCGCGGGUGUCGAGUCCGACUACUUCAGCGCUCCGUCGAAAUACAACCUGCAGACAAGCUGGAGGACUUUGCAAGAUCAAGCCAUCACACGGACGUCGGUUCUCGAUGUUUUUGCCAACAGAGUUCCGGUGUUGAGAGAGAAGAGCUUCCUGUCGGCGGCAGAAUGCGCCAGGAUGCUCGAAAUUGUGGCCUCUCACGAAAUCCCCGCGUACUUCGCAAGCACGCCAGCCGCUUACGCCCUCCAAAAUCGCUGGAGGGACGAGGCCGGCAUCGACGUCCUGCAACGCGUAGCCUCGAAACUACAAGAAACUACCGGGAUGAUGGUGCAGGUGGCACGCGAAGAGGACGGCAGGGAAUACUAUGCCGGCAUCCUAAGGGCGGUCGACGCCGGCAUGCAUGUGCACGCUGAUUUCGCGCCUUAUGAGGCUGUGGGCUGGUCUGUCAGCCAGUCGGUCGCGCAGCUUACCUGGAACAUCCUCCUCAACCAAGUGCCCGGUGGUGACACACUGAUCUACGAUAGACAGUGGCGCGCUCCGCAAGACGACAUGGCAUGGCGAAAGGAGUUUCCUAAAGAUUCGUACCAUCCGCAGAUGCUGGAGGGUCACACCUUUAAGGCCAUGAAGCCUGCUCCAGGUGACCUGACAUUCUUCAACCCACGAAAUUUUCAUGAGGUAAGAGCAUGCGACACUUCAAAGGAACAUCCCAAGUCGGCCGUCAGAUUCACCGUGAGCUCAUUUGUAGGUUAUCUUCCGGCUCGGGAUGGGGAGUCGGAGAAGUUGAUCCUGUGGUCUUGA
Parastagonospora nodorum SN15 is the source of this 852-nucleotide messenger RNA. RefSeq lists its product as hypothetical. The record is from RefSeq and is a predicted model, not a curated record. The transcript is spliced from 3 exons. The coding region runs from base 1 to 852 and encodes 283 amino acids. Lineage: Eukaryota; Fungi; Ascomycota; Dothideomycetes; Pleosporales; Phaeosphaeriaceae.